AUGCCACCUGCAACCGAUUCUUCCAGAGAUGACCUAACUUCCCGGAUCCUACCACAAAUGGAAUUCAGCAACGGCACUGGUCUAAACAGUCCACCCACUCCUCUCUCGGAGUCUAUUCCCAGUAAAGAACGAGCCCAAAAACGAUUCGAAGUAACAGGAAACGCCAUUAUCACCGGCGGAGCAGGAACUCUUGGCCUUGAAGCUGGCCUCGCCCUCCUCGAACACGGCCUCACCAACCUCAUGAUCUUCGACAUGAACCCCUCUCAAUCCCAAUCGCAAAUCACCCAUCUCCGGUCCACCUUCCCCUCCUCCCAAAUCCUCACCAAAGCACUCGACAUCACAGACGCCGAUGCCAUCUCCCUCGCCGUAGCAGAAACAGCUGCCAUUUUCGGAACCAUUGAUAUCCUACUCUGUUUUGCAGGGGUAGUAUCCUGCGUACACGCCAUCGACAUGACGCCCGACCAAUUCCGGCGCACACUCGACAUCAACACUACGGGUACAUUUCUGUGCGCCCAGGCCGUCGCAAGAUCCAUGAUCAGCCAAGGCACAGGCGGCAGUAUCGUGUUCGUGGCUUCGAUAUCUGGACACCGAGUGAACUUCCCGCAACCACAAGUGGCUUACAAUGUAAGCAAAGCGGCUUUGUUGACUCUCAAGAAUUGUCUCGCAGCAGAGUGGGCUCGGUAUGGUAUUAGAGUGAACUCGGUUAGCCCGGGUUAUAUGGACACGAUUUUGAAUGAAGGGGAGGGGAUCAAGGAGGGUAGGAGGAUUUGGGCGGAUAGGAAUCCAAUGGGGAGGAUGGGGGAGAAGAGCGAACUCACUGGAGCUGUUGUCCUCCUUGCUUCGAGUGCAAGUACCUACAUGAACGGUUCCGACAUAGUCGUAGAUGGUGGACAAAUUCUUCUAUAG
This is a messenger RNA of Cadophora gregata, 906 nucleotides long. RefSeq lists its product as uncharacterized. The coding region runs from base 1 to 906 and encodes 301 amino acids. The record is from RefSeq and is a predicted model, not a curated record. Gene Ontology annotation, molecular function: oxidoreductase activity, acting on the CH-OH group of donors, NAD or NADP as acceptor. Lineage: Eukaryota; Fungi; Ascomycota; Leotiomycetes; Helotiales; Ploettnerulaceae. The transcript is spliced from 5 exons.